AUGGCAAGUUGCACUGAUGCAGCCAGCAACGAUGAAAGUACUGCCGAAGACGUCAAGAGUGAUUCUGAGGACGACUGUCUAGACGCUGACUCAAUAGGCCGCUCGUACGAUGCGGACCUAAUGCGCGAAAUGGAAGUGGUAGAGCAUACGCUUGACGAGGAGGAGCACUGUACCUCCCAAGCCGAAACAGUAUCGUUGCUCAAACUAGCAGCUUUAUCACAUGGGGCAACGUUAAGCUCAGCAACGUUAUCCCAAGAGUCAGCUGUGGAACCUACGCAAGUUACCUCAGAUCAGCUGGAUAAUGAGCGUUCUGCUGCGGACAUGUCUUUUUCUGUAUUUGCACCGUCCACCUACGCUGCCUACGAAGAGGUGUCUUUGUCCCAAGUUUCCCUAGGCGACAUUAACAUCUCUGAACAGUCGCAGCUCAUCAUUGAAGAGAAACCUGAAGCAGACGCUUCUGGUGAACAUGAUCGGGCAACAACUUCAAAGUCGGAACUGUGUUGUUCAAGAACGAGGUGUUCAAUUGAACUUACCUCGCCCUUAUCAAGGCAACUCUAG
This is a messenger RNA of Phytophthora nicotianae INRA-310, 558 nucleotides long. RefSeq lists its product as hypothetical. The transcript has a single exon. The record is from RefSeq and is a predicted model, not a curated record. Lineage: Eukaryota; Oomycota; Peronosporomycetes; Peronosporales; Peronosporaceae. The coding region runs from base 1 to 558 and encodes 185 amino acids.